AUUUGUUCGGACCGUGCUACCAUUUUCUCAGGAGUUUCAGAGAGAUAAGCAGCCUAAUGCACAGCCGCAGUAUCUCUAUGGAUCGAAGGCAUUGAAUCUUGCUUAUUCCAGCAUCUACAGUAACUACAGGAAUUUUGUUGGUCCCCCUCACUUUAAAGUCAUCUGUAGACUUCUUGGUUAUCAGGGUAUUGCUGUGGUGAUGGAGGAGUUACUGAAAGUUGUCAAGAGCCUGUUACAAGGGACGAUUCUUCAGUAUGUCAAGACCCUAAUGGAAGUGAUGCCUAAGAUCUGUAGGUUACCAAGACAUGAGUAUGGUUCUCCAGGUAUAUUGGAGUUUUUUCACCAUCAGUUGAAGGACAUAGUUGAAUAUGCAGAACUGAAGACUGUCUGCUUCCAGAAUUUGAGGGAAGUGGGAAAUGCUGUCCUGUUUUGCCUCCUCAUUGAACAGAGCCUGUCCCUAGAGGAGGUGUGUGACCUGUUGCAUGCGGCGCCGUUCCAAAAUAUCCUGCCCAGAGUUCACGUCAAAGAGGGUGAAAGACUCGAUGCUAAAAUGAAGAGACUAGAAUCAAAAUAUGCUCCGCUACACUUGGUUCCUCUUAUUGAAAGACUAGGCACACCCCAGCAAAUAGCGAUCGCAAGGGAAGGGGACUUGCUGACCAAAGAACGCCUCUGCUGCGGCCUGUCCAUGUUUGAGGUUAUCCUGACGAGGAUUCGCUCCUUCCUGGACGAUCCCAUCUGGCGCGGGCCCCUGCCCAGCAACGGGGUGAUGCACGUGGACGAGUGCGUGGAAUUCCAUCGCCUCUGGAGCGCCAUGCAGUUCGUCUACUGCAUCCCUGUGGGAACGCACGAGUUCACGGUGGAGCAGUGCUUUGGGGACGGCUUGCACUGGGCUGGCUGUAUGAUCAUCGUACUUUUGGGACAGCAGCGUCGCUUCGAUGUGUUGGAUUUCUGCUACCACCUCUUGAAAGUCCAAAAGCAUGAUGGCAAAGACGAGGUUAUAAAGAACGUGCCUUUGAAGAAAAUGGUCGAGAGAAUUCGCAAGUUCCAGAUUCUGAAUGACGAAAUAAUUGCUAUUUUGGACAAGUAUCUGAAGUCCGGCGAUGGAGAGAGCACACCCGUGGAACACGUGCGCUGCUUCCAGCCACCUAUCCAUCAGUCCCUUGCCAGCAACUAGACUUUCCACCUUAACGAUAAAAGUAUGAGAAAGGAAGAAAACCCCAACCCACAAAACACACCCAGCAGUUUUAAGGCGUCCUGUCGCCUGCAUUUUUCAGUAUGCCUGUGCCAUGUGAGUGGUGCACUGUCCUCUUCAGUCUCCAAGCACAGUAACUGUAUACGAUCGAUACUUAUUUUUCUAGACUAAAAUUUUAUACACUUUGAUUAAAAACCUGUGACUG
Messenger RNA from Balearica regulorum gibbericeps (East African grey crowned-crane), 1397 nucleotides. The record is from RefSeq and is a predicted model, not a curated record. Lineage: Eukaryota; Metazoa; Chordata; Aves; Gruiformes; Gruidae.